This is a messenger RNA of Micropterus dolomieu (smallmouth bass), 443 nucleotides long. It is a transcript of the gene igsf9ba, whose product is annotated as immunoglobulin superfamily, member 9Ba. The transcript has 3 exons. The coding region runs from base 6 to 443 and encodes 145 amino acids. NCBI's taxonomy places the organism in Eukaryota, Metazoa, Chordata, Actinopteri, Centrarchiformes, Centrarchidae. Gene Ontology annotation, cellular component: external side of plasma membrane. Gene Ontology annotation, biological process: T cell costimulation; cellular response to lipopolysaccharide; cell surface receptor signaling pathway. The record is from RefSeq and is a predicted model, not a curated record.
GUACUAUGAUUUGGUAUGUGGCCACUCUGAUAGCAAGUGUAUUCAGCACCAGAGGAACGGCCGCUCAAGGUGCCCACGGAGUGAGAGAGGAGCCCCGGUUUGUGACGGCGCGCGCUGGAGAGAGCGUGAUCCUGGGGUGUGACGUGUCCCCUCCCCUGGAUGGCCAGCAGCCUCCCUAUGUGGUGGAGUGGUUCAAGUUUGGAGUGCCUAUUCCCUUCUUCAUCAACUUUCGCUUCUACCCUCCUCAUGUGGAUCCAGAGUACACUGGUAGAGCCUCUCUGCAUGGGAAAGCCUCCCUACAGAUUGACCCAGUGCGCUCCGAGGACCAGGGCUGGUAUGAGUGCAGGGUCCUGAUGCUGGAGCAACAGUACGACACCUUCCACAACGGCAGCUGGGUGCACCUCACAGUCAAUGGUGAGUCACCUGCCUACGGUGCCUGCUGA